Toxorhynchites rutilus septentrionalis is the source of this 4314-nucleotide messenger RNA. It is a transcript of the gene timeout, whose product is annotated as protein timeless homolog. The transcript has 15 exons. Bases 124 to 4206 code for a protein of 1360 amino acids. Gene Ontology annotation, cellular component: replication fork protection complex. Gene Ontology annotation, biological process: DNA repair; DNA replication checkpoint signaling; replication fork arrest. Lineage: Eukaryota; Metazoa; Arthropoda; Insecta; Diptera; Culicidae. Gene Ontology annotation, molecular function: DNA binding. The record is from RefSeq and is a predicted model, not a curated record.
CGCGCGUAAACUGUGUUAUUGUUUUUUACUCGUCGUUAGCAAAUUAUUGGGAUAGUUCGUGUUAUCGUUAAAUUCUUGCAAAAAUCUAUUCCUGUGUGUCCAGUGCUAGUUGAUCGCGCCAACAUGUCCGUUCUGCUGGCUGAUGUCGAUGCCACCUGUUCCUCCCUCGGGUGGGACGAUGGUAGCAAAUACCAUAUGGAACCGGAUGCGAUCCAGGGAUUGAAGCAUCUGAUUUGGAUUUUGAGACGUGACGCGGAGGACCAUCAAUACCGUCGAUACAUUGGCCAGAAAAAAGUUAUGCAAACCGAUUUGAUUCCAAUGCUGAUGAGUAACUUUGACAAUCCAGAAGUGGCAGAUGUUUUGCUAAGAUUGAUAGUGAACUUGACCUAUCCGACGUUACUGUUGUAUCAGGGAAGGCACCCUAAAGAAGCGGUUGGACGGCGUAAUUUUCUGCAUCUGGUGGAAAUUCUACAAGGAUACAAGGAAGCCUUUGCUGUCCAGCAGGCUUGGGCAGCUCUUGCAGAACGCUUGCAGAAAGUGUUACAAGUGGAUUGGGCUGAACGUGUGGAAGAUCAAGAAUUAAUUAUCGAGAGAAUUCUUACAUUAACUCGAAAUGUGCUUCAGGUUCCGUCCAGUGACGAUUCGGAGAAACGAUUCGACAAUGAUGCAAGUGUGCACGAUCAAGUACUGUGGGCAUUACAGCAAACCGGUGUUCUGGAUUUAAUCCUGUACAUCAUUGGCUCCGAAUAUGAACAUCAGUAUCAUUUACAUGCAUUGGAAAUAAUAUGCCUCAUUUAUCGGGAACAAUCGGCCACUAGUCUGGCGGAUGCUUCGCUGCAGCGAAGUGCCAUCGAAAAGCAGCGCGACGAAAUGGAACUUAUCAUCGCAAGAAAACGUGAAAAGGCUAAACUGCAGUAUCGAGCUCCUGCGGCGCGUCAUUCACGAUUUGGUGGAACAUACGUGAUGGAAAAUAUCAAAUCGAUCUCGGACAAUGAUCUGAUCUGUCACCAAUCGUUGCAAAAAGCAUUGAAAAUGGAGUUCGAUGCCGAUAAGGACCCAGUGAAAAAGUCGUUUCGUCAUGUGAAAGAAACGGGUUCGGUGGAAAGGAAAAGUGCUUUUUCAGUGCGACUGUUUUUACGCGAAUAUUGUAUCGAAAUAUUGCAGGCUUCGUAUAAUAAUUUAGUGCGAGAAGUGAGAAGAAUGCUGGAAAGGCACGCGGGAAAGGAGUCGGGUGGUGGACACGACGAUUCAUAUUUGCUUUGGGCAAUCCGUUUCUUUAUGGAGUUCAACAGGGCCAACAAUUUCCAGUUGGAAUUGGUCAGUGAAUCACUUAGUGUACAAUGUUUUCACUGGAUUAUAUCCCGCGUCGAGCAUUACGUCGAGAUGAUGGGAUCGGAUAAAACUCGGGCUCGUCUCUGGGCACGUCGUCUGCACGUGGCCGUCCAGGCUUAUCGUGAGAUGCUUCACAGCUUGCAAGCGCUGCAAACCGUCGGAAGCGAAAAGGCGAAGGAGUUGUUUUCAAAGCUGCAGAAUAACGUUUUCUAUGUGCUCGAGUAUCGCGAGAUUGUCCUGCAUUUGCUCAUCAGCUAUAAUGAAUCCAACAGCACAAAAGCUUAUUUACGUGAUGUAAUCGAGACAUCUCACAUGUUCUUCAAAAUGCUGGAGAAGUAUUGCCAGGGGAGUGUGCGUGUCCAGAGUAAAAAACGCGCUAAGACGAAGCGUAACAAGAGCGCCACCGCCAGUGGACGGAACAAAGCUACACAGCAGGAUCCAGCGCUUGACGCGGAAACUUUAGAGGAGCUGUGGCUCACAAUUGCUGGCCAAGUAUCGAUAUGUCUGGCUAAUCAGAUUACGUUGCCGGAAGAGGAUCAUCCCAUUCCAUUCGACGCCGCCUCGGACAUUCCCAUCGACGAUCAGAAGGGCGAAUGCAUGAUAAGGAUUCACUCGCUGUUGCGUAACGGAAAAUACGAACAUGCAAUUAUUUUAAUGCGAUCCGCCAGAGAAGUUUGGCCUGAGGAUGAUUGUUUCGGAGCACCGACAUCCGCACCGGAAGACGAGUUAAUGCUGCUGAGGGAGGUUUUUGCGGCGAAUCUUCCGAAGGUUGCAGAAAAAGAACGUGUAUUUGACAUGGAUGCUUCUGAUGCCAAUGAGAACGACUAUGACGAUGAGGAGGAAGAAGAUGAGAGCGAAAUGACUGAAGUUGAUUUCAAAUUCGAAGAUUUCGCCAAAAGAUUGCUGAACCCGAAAGUUGUGCGUGCCUGCACGCUGGUACUAGCCGACUGGGAGCACAUUCCGAGUGCCUCACUAAAAGCUGCCGUUACGAUCCUCCAUCGAAUUGCUGUUGGAUGCAAAAUGCCGGCGAUGCUCUUCCAAGCAUCGCUAUUCCGCAUUUUCCAAAGCGUAUUUCACGCUCCCAAGGAUGCUCAUCAGGUCGAGUUGCGACGGCUCGGCGUUUAUAUCGUUCGACAGUUUACCUCUCUGGCACCGAAUAAUCCGAAAAUCUACGCAGAGCUGCUGUUCUACAAAUCGAUUAAGGAAGCGAACGCCAUCGAAAUGGGAUACGAGGAUAUCUACGGAAACAGCAUCGGUACCGGCGGCGGUGGCAUUAAGGGCGCUUGGAGCGAGGAGCAGGAAGAGGAGCUGCGCCGUUUGUACAUGGAAAAUCAAGAAAAUCCCGAAAGCGAUCAAGAUGUCAUUGAUUGGAUAUUGGACAAUUUGAUAGAUAAAACGCGCACACGUCGCUCAGUUAUCAAAAAGCUCAAGGAGCUCGGAUUAAUAUUCAAAGCACCGACGAAGAAAAGUAAUGCUGCUGCUUUGAACAAAAAUCUCUGGUCACAGAAGCAAGACGAUCAAUUGAGACAACUGUACGAAGAACAUCGCCUGAACGAAAAUGUACUUUCCAUUAUAACCGGUGAGUUCGACGGUGUGCGGUCCAAGCAAGCGAUAGUGAACCGUAUGGUCACAAUCGGACUGAUUGCGGAUAAAUCCGAAGUGAAACCACGAAAAUUUCGCUCGAAGAAAUCGUCAGCGGCAAAUGAGGGAAUGAGCACUGAGGAUUCGAUGUCCGAUGAGGACAGCGACCAAGAAUCCAAUAUUCCUGUGAAGGCAACUAAAGCCGCCAAACCAUCGAAAACGAAGACAACGGUUAAAAAGAAAUGUGUGCCCACAAAAACGUCACUCAAUACGAAGCGAUUGCGCAAUUUGCUGGCGGAAAUCGAAGAAUCUAUGAAGGAAGCCAUCGAAUGGUUAGCGGAAUCUUUCUCGGAAGCAUGCGACGACUAUGAGGCCGGCUCCGAGGAUCCGGAUGAUGGGGUACCCCUUGUACCUAUCAUGACACCACAGCGAGAUGCUUUGGAGAAUACACAGUUCAAAGAGUUGUUGAAAGAACUAGGCGUUGCCGCUCCACACGAAAACGAAGCCUACUGGCGCAUCCCCGUUUCUUUGAAGCCCAAGGAACUGCAAUUACGCGUGAAAAUACUUAACGGUGAAUAUCGGGACGAACUUGAGGACGAAUCUCAACCUCUUGCAGCGGAAACGGUAAGCUAUCCUAGUGACGAGGAAGAGCCGGAGGUGUCGGAGGAUGUCUUCAGCGCAUGGCGAAAGAAAAAUAACGUGCUCUACAGCAAGAGUGAUGACGAAAGUGAGGUACGUGAGCCACUAAAGCAAAAGCCCAGAAAAGAGUGCAAGAAGUCGAAGCCCAAGGGAGCAGAUGAAAGGCAAAACGCCAGUAAGAAACGAAAGGACACAAAUAAUAAAUUCAACUUGGAUGACUUGGCAAAACAAAAUGACGACGAACCAGACAGGAUGGAUUCGGACGUGGAACUGUAUGAGGAUGAGAGAGAAAAUCUGGAAGAUUUCCCAAGUCACCGUUCGCUGGUGGUUUCGGACGAUGAAAACGAUUUCGAUAGUACCGAUGGGAGAAGCACGGCUGCCGCUAAUAUGGACACAUUAAAAAAUAACAAAAAGACAAAAUUAAAGGCAUCAAUUAUGUUGGACUCAGAUUCAGAGCCAGAGGCCGAUGGGAAGCAGUUUCGACUGGUUGUCUCCGAUGAGGAGGGAGAAGGACAGGAUCAGAUUCACGGAGGAAGCAGCAGUGCUUCAACCGUCAAACGAACCAGAUCCGAUCAAUCCGACGAAGACGAGGUGGUGCAGAAGAAAGCCAAACAUCAUCGUCGAGCCGUCAUUAGCGACGAUGACGAGGACUGAGAUUCUGUCAGGGCGUUGGACGCUUGUGAGCAUUCUUUUUGAAUAUUUUAUUAGUUGUAUCAUGCGUUUUCAAUUAUCUAUAGACUAAUACAUUUUGUUUUCAGGAAA